Molecule: messenger RNA, 723 nt
Organism: Leptopilina heterotoma
Lineage: Eukaryota; Metazoa; Arthropoda; Insecta; Hymenoptera; Figitidae
Gene: Obp1
Product: pheromone-binding protein-related protein 6-like
Exons: 6
Coding region: 98-517 (139 amino acids)
Biological process (GO): sensory perception of smell
Molecular function (GO): odorant binding
Source: RefSeq, a predicted model, not a curated record
AUUUCAUUCGGAAAAUUGCAUUUUUUAAUAAACCACAGAUCAUUCAGUAUCCAACACACAAAAAAACAACAACAAGAAAUUAAAAAAAAAAAGAAAAAUGAAAGGAUUUCGUUCUUUACUUGUACUUUGCAUUUUAGUGCAUGUCGCUAUAGGAAAGAUACCUGAAUGGAUUCCUCCAGAAAUGAUGGAUAUGGUUAAAGGUGAUAAAACAAGGUGUAUGAAUGAACAUGGCACAACAGAAGCAAUGAUCCAAGAUGCCAGUGAGGGUAAAUUUAUAGAUGAUCACAGCUUAUCGUGCUACAUGUUCUGCUUAUUCGAUGCUUUCAGUUUGGCAGAUGAAGAUGGUAAUGUGGAUGCAGAUUUAUUAAGUAGUUUGAUGCCUGAAAAGAUUCAAGCCAUUGCUUUAGAAGUAUUCGGAACCUGCGGUGAUAUAGGAGCUGACAAUCCAUGUGACAAAUUUUACAAAAUGGCUGUAUGUGCAUAUGCAAAACGACCAGAUAUUUGGUUCAUGGUUUAAUAAUUAUUAUAUAGAAAUCAAAGGAGAAUUCCUUUUUCCAAAUAAAAGGAGUUGUAACGCUAAUGAGAAUAGAGAAAAUUGAGUGGAUUAUUCUAUACAUAAGAAUUAUGAAGUAAAUCAAACUAAACUACCCAUUUAGUUAAUUUUUAAUUGAACUCAAUUUAUAUUUACUGUGCUUUUUUUUAAAUAAACUAAACAAGGAUAAA